AUGGCCCGGGUUGUCGACGAGUCGCCGCGGUUGGUGCCAGAUUUCGCGGACGAGGCCGCAAGCGAAGAAGACGCAGGGGGAGCGGCGCUCACGGGUGUUGGCUGGGCGGCGUCGCGGCGCAUGAGCGCGGUUUCCACAGCCGCCGUCGUGUGCACAGCUCUGUUGGCGCUUACUUUCACAUGGAGGCCUACGCGCGCCAUCGAGGUCGUGCCCACCGCCGCAGCCACCUCGCUAUCGUCCGAUGGCAUCGACAGCAUCAUCCAUUCCCACUCGCUUGGUGUAGGCGACUCCGUGACCACGGUCGAAGUUGGCUGCAAGAAUUGGAAAUCGGCUUCGCUCAGAACCCUCCUUGCCCCAAAUGAGCACGUGUGUGUGGAGACGUGCCGUGAGACUGAGGGCUGCUUCGCGGUGAAUUUCCAGCAUGAGAAAUGCCCGGACGACCCGAGAUCGAUGCAUGCGAACCAGGGGCAUUGCGACCUAUUGGGAGAGGAGUGCGACCAGGGGCCGAACCACUGUUGGACACUGUACGAGCUGCCAGAGGAUCAAAGAUACGGUGCGAAUAAGAGCAAGGUGACCUCGACGAGGAGCAGCUCGCACAGCUCGCACAGCUCGCACAACUCGCACAGCUCGCACAACUCGAGCAGCUCGCACAACUCGAGCAGCUCGCACAACUCGAGCAGCUCGCACAACUCGAGCAGCUCGCACAACUCGAGCAGCUCGCACAGCUCGGGCAGCUCGCACAGCUCGGGCAGCUCGCACAGCUCGAGCUCCACGCAGCGCGAGUCUCAGCAAGAGCUGUUCAACCAUCUUGGCGCAGAGGUGUCUGGUCACUUCCACGGUUGA
Prorocentrum cordatum is the source of this 843-nucleotide messenger RNA. The record is from the annotation of a GenBank genome assembly. Lineage: Eukaryota; Dinophyceae; Prorocentrales; Prorocentraceae.